Messenger RNA from Symbiodinium sp. CCMP2592, 2550 nucleotides. The record is from the annotation of a GenBank genome assembly. NCBI's taxonomy places the organism in Eukaryota, Dinophyceae, Suessiales, Symbiodiniaceae.
AUGCCUGCGUUGGCGGAGUCCGAAGAUCCUUUGCAGUGGAGGUUUGAGGAGCCGGAUGGGAAGCAAAGCGAGCUGCGCCCCAGCAGCUGGGAGAACGAUCUUUGCCAGGUAAAACUUCUGGCGAUGCAUCGCCCGACGCACGAUCCGGAUCGGAUGAAGGCCGGUGAUUACCCCUUCAGCUGGCACCUGGGGGGCCGAAAGCGGCUGUGGGAGCUGAGGCUACAAAUGCGCUUCAAAGAGAUACCCAAGGAGCCGCUUUUCUUCGCAUUGGAGCUCAGCCGCUUCGUCGAGAUCUCUGGCAUGACACGCCAAGCGCAGAAGGCAUUGGUCAGCGCUUGCCAAGCCGUUGCAGACUGCUACCACUCAAAUGGGGAUGACCCCAGCACUCUGCUGGCUAGACGAGAGGCCGAGCCCCCGACCUUUGCGAUGCCCCUGUGGGCCUUCGACCAGUUUGAGGUGUCGACUCCCGGCGCGGAGCCCGACCUUGCAGGCAACCUCGAUGGCGUAGGUAUGCGUCGCAAUGAUGGUGCUGCAGCUUACGUGUCAUCCCUGAAGAAGGCAUUGGCAGAGCUGUCGACCGAGCGUGUUUACACCUUCUGCUUCUGGGGUGUCUCGCAGUUCUUGGACUGCGUGCGUUGGGAGGUCACCGGAGGGAUCUUGCCUGGAGUGACCAUGGACUUCGACAGGCUCUGUGGCCGGCCUCCUGUGUAUUUCAGCGUCUAUGCGCUGCGCCCAGCAGGUGCAGAAAAGCGGCACCUGCAGUCAAUGAAGAGGACUUUUUUUCGUAUGUCAGCCUGGAGCUCACUGCAUCCACCAGACAAAGAGGGCCCGAGCCAGUCGGUGACGAACGCGGAUUUCAGCUGGGACGGCUACGGAUCUUACGACUUGCUGGACCGCGCCAGCGCCGGCACCCUCGGCCGGGAGCUGAAGGAAGACCUGCGAUUUAUUAUGGCUGCAGCGUGGCCCCAGGCAGUGCAGUUGCUUGCGGAGAGUGGAAGCAAUGCGAACAUCAUCACCUUCAAUGCGACAGCAACGGCUUGUGCACGGGGACGACAGUGGCAGGUGAGCUUGGACCUCGUCCAGGAAAUGCUGCGCCGGGGAAUUGAGCCCAGCCCGUCGACCUGGGGGGCCCAGGCAGCCGCCUGUGAGCGAGGCUCUCACUGGACCGGUGCUCUUCAGACGUUGGACGACAGCCGAAUGCACGGGAUUGAGCCGCACGUGAUCACCAUCAGCUCAGUGAUCAAAGCGUGCGGCACCGUCCAACGUUGGGAUCUCAGUCUUCGGCUCCUUCACGAAGCGCAAGCGAGUGGAAUUGACGUCGAUGUCAUCACCUUUAACUGCGCGCUCGGAGCCUUAUCACGGAGCGCGAGGUGGCAGGAGGCUCAGGCUCUACUGAGCGAGAUGGAGGGAAGCCACUGCCUCCCUGAUGAUGUUAGCUACAAGCUGAUGGCUGAUGCUCUUCGUGGUGCACCAGGGGAGGCAGCCCUCCAGGUGGCCAGCCCCAGCAUAGCCCAGGCCUGCCAGGCCAAGAGCAGUCUGCCCAUCGACAAAAGAGCUUUGGCAGGAAGGCUCUAUGGGCACGAGCCGGUUCUUUGUACAGCGGUGGUGGAAGCCCUGCUCAGCGCCAAGACGGAUGCAGAGCAUGUGGUUGACGCCACUUUCGGGGGUGGCGGCCACUCCAGGGCUUUGCUUCGUCAUCUCCCAAGCACAUCGAAGGUGUUUGCCUUUGAUGUGGAUGCCAGUGCGAUGGCAGAGGCUCGACGCACAGCUUCCUCAGAUCCGCGGCUGGUGCCCAGGCAUGCAGCUUUUGGCAGUCUGCACCAGGUACUGCCCCCUGGACUGGCUCUCAGGGGCCUCCUCGCUGAUCUCGGUGUCUCCUCAAUGCAGCUGGAUCGGAAGCACCGUGGCUUCUCGCCCAUUGAGGACGGCCCGCUGGACUUGCGCAUGAACCCCGAAAUUGGCCUCUCAGCCUCGCAGUGGCUGGACAUUGUGUCGCCAGAAGAGCUCGCUUGGGUGCUCCGCGAGUAUGGCGAGGACCGUGAUCCCCUCCUUGCAGCGCGCCUGGCUGAGGCUAUAUGCGCCCGGCGCCCGCUGCGACGCACAACUGAGCUCGCAGAGGUCGUGGCUCAUGUCAAGGCAAAGACCCUUGGCAAGAACCCGUUCGAACAGCCAGCGAGGCUGACUUUCCAGGCAAUUCGCUCCCACCUCAACCAGGAGUUCUCACAGCUCUGCGCCCUCCUGGCAGCGACUGUGCAGCGCUUGGCCACGGGCGGGCGGGCCGUCAUCAUCUGCUUCAAGGCGAAAGAGGUCUCAACGGUGCGCCAAUGGCUUCGCCAGCAUGAGGAGCCGAGUCCUGAGAUUGCAGCGGCCUGGCCAGAGGAGCGCCUCCUCUCCUUGUAUCCACUUCUCCAGCGAAGCUGCGAGGACCAGCCCUGGUGUGUCACGGAAGCCCUGCGCCCGCUGAAGCCAGAACCCGCCGAGGUGCAGGCCAAUGCUCGUGCACGGAAUGCUCGUGCUCUCGUACUUGAAAAGCGCGAAAGAUCGUUUGGA